Molecule: messenger RNA, 357 nt
Organism: Linum tenue
Lineage: Eukaryota; Viridiplantae; Streptophyta; Magnoliopsida; Malpighiales; Linaceae
Source: the annotation of a GenBank genome assembly
AUGAAGAAUAUUACCUUUCUCGUCACCAUGACUACCUUUCUAGCCAUCUUGUCUACCACUACAGCUUCAUGGGGUUCGUGGCAACCGAUCAAGAACUUGAACGACGAGCACAUCAAGGAGAUUGCUGGAUUCGCCGUGCAGGCUUACGACGAACAGGCUUCCGGCCGCCGUCCACCGCUGAAACUCUUGAAGGUGGAGAGCGGCCAAUUUGAAGGUGUGGCCGGCGGCAAGGACUACCUGCUCACAUUGACGGCGGUUGUGCCCAGAGAAGGCAGCAGAGUAAAUCUAUAUGAGACAAUUGUUUACGAGAAUGUUAGUAAUCAAAAGAAACUAUUAUCUUUCAAGAAGUUGCUCUAA